Molecule: messenger RNA, 1260 nt
Organism: Penicillium verhagenii
Lineage: Eukaryota; Fungi; Ascomycota; Eurotiomycetes; Eurotiales; Aspergillaceae
Exons: 1
Coding region: 1-1260 (419 amino acids)
Source: RefSeq, a predicted model, not a curated record
AUGAAAACCGAGAGGACAUAUUGUGGCACGAGGGACGACUGGCGAAUUUUAUCCAAGGAGGUUGUGAUAGCAGAAGGCAAGGAUGUUCCUUCCGACUACUACGGUUGGCAUAUUUUUCCAUUGACGGGAAUCUCACAAGACCCCACCGACAUAUUGAAAGAUAUUAACACCACAGCACUUGGGGGACCGGAUCGUUCUGGCACGAUUGACUUUCUCUAUGACGAUGGAUAUCCGGAGCUGCAAACACUUUCGCUGCUUUGGGGAGCCGAAGCUCAGGGCUUCCAGCCUAGAGUUUCCCGAUCCAUCUCAGCAAUGACCGCUAGCCUUUUGAGAUCUCAACCUUUCACUAGUGAAGGCUAUGCGGGGGAGGGUUUCUGUCUUGCCAUGGGUAUUCUUGGACGCAACAAAGGCCUCAAGCCCAAAAAUAUAGUCUUCAAAAUGACCUCUUCCAUCUCGCCUGGUCUUGAACAAAAGUCUGCUUGGCGUCCACGACCGUCCAAAACACUUCGGAGCUACUACAAAAAAGCACUUGAAGCUCAAUACGGCGGUCUAGGAGAGGACUUUGUGAGCGCGGCGGUGGAAUUGAGCUUAAUACUCAUGGAUGCUGAUGAACCAGCCAUUGCGGCUUGGCUAAAAGCAGCAUGUGAACACCAGAACUUUGAGAUAAACAGAACUCUGAGAUCUCUCAAGGCAACCCCCCAUCAGCUCCGUGCUCAUUACGAGUCGAGCUAUGUAUCGAUGAUCAUCUCCAUAAAUAAUAUGAGAGACAAACAACUAGGUCGCAGAAAUCAUGAGCUAGCUCAGGCUAAGCGACCUGACAUUAUUUGCCUCGGGCUGCGACUCAAAGCCGAGGGUGUCAAACAUCCUCCAGACUGGUGGAACAGCCCCGAGAUUGAGGCUUAUCGUGCUGGGGAAAGAGACCAUCUAGAUCACGAUUGGUAUGACGAAGCUGCAAAGUUGCUCGGUCUUGAAUCGUACCCAAAUGGGUUCGAGAAUGGCCACUGGAAUGGUACGCCACAGCCACAGUUGGCAGCAGGCCAGUUGAACGAGCGCUCGGCGUCGGAUUCCAGCAAUCCCAGCACUAUUGUAGCAGCGUCAGGCUCGCCGAGGCCUGUCAUCAGCGACACUGCAAUCGGUACCGAUGGUAUAGAAUUACGACAGCUGGGGGUCGGUCAGAGUGAUAAUACCUCGCAGGAAAGAGUAACUGGUUUGACGCAGCCUACAUCGCAAAGUGACCGUGAUGUGACUCGUUGGCGUUGA